AUGAAGUAUCUCCCUCUCGUCGUUGCAGCCACUGCCAGCCUGGCACCUACGGCUUCCGCCCAUUAUAUCUUCAGCAAGCUCGUGCUGAACGGAGAGGCUUCUGCGGAUUGGCAGUACAUUCGUGAGACUACUCGCAGUGUAGUCUACGAGCCGACCAAGUUCACUAGCACUUUUGACAAUCUGACACCCAAUGAUAACGACUUCCGCUGCAACCUGGGCUCGUUCAGCAAUGCUGCAAAGACCGAGGUCGCUGAGGUCGCCGCGGGCGAUACCAUCGGGAUGAAGCUCUUCUACGACACCAGUAUUGCGCAUCCUGGUCCGGGUCAAGUUUUUAUGUCCAAGGCACCCACCGGCAAUGUUCAGGAAUACGAAGGCGACGGGGAAUGGUUCAAAAUCUGGGAAAAAACUCUUUGCGACGAGAAUGCCGACUUGACCAAGGACGCCUGGUGCACCUGGGGCAUGUCUCAAUUCGAGUUCCAAAUCCCUGCUGAGACCCCGGCGGGCGAGUACCUGGUGCGCGCCGAGCAUGUGGGCUUGCACGGCGCUCAGGCCAACGAGGCUGAAUUCUUCUACAGCUGUGCGCAAGUCAAGGUUACAGGCUCGGGAACCGGAUCUCCGAGUCUGACGUACAAAAUCCCUGGUCUCUACAACGACAACAUGACCCUGUUCAAUGGCCUCAAUCUGUGGGUCGACUCAGCCGAGAAGAUAGAGACGGAUAUCCUGGAGACGCCAAUUGGUGAUGAUGUGUGGAGUGGACAUGGCUCGGGAAGCUCAUCUGCUGCCUCCCCUUCGGUCAGUAGUGCAUCCGUCGCAAGCCCGGGUACAACUACCGCUGUUGCGCACGCCUAUGUUCAGACCCCUGCCAGCAGCAGCACUUCUUCGACGGCCGCUAGCUCGGGGAAUCUUGUUUCGCACUGGGGCCAAUGCGGAGGCCUCAACUAUGCUGGCCCAACCGAGUGUGAGUCGCCUUGCACCUGUGUGGAGCAGAACCCUUGGUACCAUCAAUGUGUGACUUCGUCUUAA
Aspergillus welwitschiae is the source of this 1023-nucleotide messenger RNA. RefSeq names its product fungal cellulose binding domain protein. Lineage: Eukaryota; Fungi; Ascomycota; Eurotiomycetes; Eurotiales; Aspergillaceae. Gene Ontology annotation, cellular component: extracellular region. The coding region runs from base 1 to 1023 and encodes 340 amino acids. The record is from RefSeq and is a predicted model, not a curated record. Gene Ontology annotation, biological process: carbohydrate metabolic process. The transcript has 3 exons. Gene Ontology annotation, molecular function: cellulose binding.